AUUUAAACCAGAAAAUUUGCAGGAACAGGUGUGAAAACGAAGUAUAAUGUCUUUUACGGAAUCUGUAAAAAUAGAGUCCCCCGAGGUGAGUUGUUAUACAAUUUCAAAUAUAAAGUAUAGACAGAUCCAGGCAUUUUUUCUAAAUAUAGUCCAAGUGGAUUUGCUCUAGGUGUAACCUCGGAUAUCUCGCCUGUGUUACUGGUAAAGGCGAAGGAUUUCUCUCUUCUUUUUUUUUUUGAAAAACUGAGAUCGUAUUUUCAUCGCCUCUGCGGUCGACUUUUUCGAAUUAGCCGCGGUUUCCAACAAUGACAUUUUAGAGAGUUCAUUACCCUGG
Messenger RNA from Marchantia polymorpha subsp. ruderalis, 334 nucleotides. The record is from the annotation of a GenBank genome assembly. Lineage: Eukaryota; Viridiplantae; Streptophyta; Marchantiopsida; Marchantiales; Marchantiaceae.